AUGGCCGACUCGCAGGGCCAAACAAUCAUUAUCAUAUCGGCGGUAUUUGGUCUCCUCAGUGUUCCAGUCAUGGCUUUACGACUGUUCGCUCGAGUUAUCAUACUUGGAAAGAUGGGUCUGGAUGAUGUGUUGGUCUGUAUUGCGGCUCUCCUGGCGUGGGCAUUCAUCGUCGCCACCAUCAUCGCGGUGCGACACGGGCUGGGCCAGCAUAUGGACGAGGUCAUGAAGAAAGGUACAGAUAACUUGAACGGUUACUCACAGGCUGUUUGGUUGUCCUCGAUCUUCUACAACGCCUGUUUGGGUUUCUUGAAGUCCUCAAUUCUCGCUUUCUACCUUCGACUUGGAGAUGCCCAACUCAAACGUCUUGCUCAGAUUCUACUAGCGAUUGUCGUUUGCCAGGCUGUUGCUAACGUCUUUACAUGCAUCUUCCAAUGCACGCCUGUCUCUGCUGCGUACACGGCCGAGCUCCAGAAGAGUGCAAAAUGCGUCAAUAUCUCGGCUUUCUACUUGACGAACGCGGCAUUGACAAUUCUGACGGACUUGUUGACUUACAUCCUGCCAUUCCACCUGGUUCGCAAGCUGCAGAUUCCUCGAAGACAAAAGAUUGGCUUAGGCGUCAUGCUAGGACUAGGCCUGUUUACCUGUAUGUCGUCCAUCAUUAGGAUCACCUAUAUUCCGAAUAUGCUCUUCUCGAAAGAUCAGACCUGGACCAUAUCUGCACCAAUGUAUUGGAGUGUAAUCGAGACCAACGUCGGAAUCCUCACAGCAUCGAUGCCUGCUUUCAAGGCUAUAGCAAAGAAGUAUGCACCGAAGCUUCUGGGCGGCUCAUACGACACCGACCGAUACCCAUCAAGAUCAGUACACAUUAGAGCUGGUAGCAGCGGCUUUCACAGGAUGGGGGGCACUGCUCGAAGCAAGGAUCUGGCACUCGACACCAUCGACAGAGACUUAGGCAUGUCAAAAGGACGCUUUCAAACAACCAUCAAUCAAGACAACGACAGCGUCUCAAGCGAAGAAGUGGCUCUGCACCCACCAGACAGAAUCGGCGUCACAAGGCACGUUCAUGUAGAAGGAGAAUCUCGGAGUGUCUUCGAGGAAAGGAGCUCUCUUAGCUCUCAGAAAGAUCACAGAGAACUCUCGUGA
This is a messenger RNA of Aureobasidium subglaciale EXF-2481, 1143 nucleotides long. RefSeq lists its product as uncharacterized. Lineage: Eukaryota; Fungi; Ascomycota; Dothideomycetes; Dothideales; Saccotheciaceae. The transcript has 4 exons. The record is from RefSeq and is a predicted model, not a curated record. The coding region runs from base 1 to 1143 and encodes 380 amino acids.